UUCAGCCAUGAAGGCAGAGUCAGCGCUCCCGUUCCCAGAGACCCCAGCUGGGCCCAGCUCUAACCUCAGUAAUCUGUUGAGUGGCCGGAAGCUGAUGGCUGUGGGGGCGUUGCUCGGCUGGCUCCUGGUCAUCCACCUUCUGGUCAAUGUGUGGCUUCUCUGCCUUCUGUGUGCAUUGCUCGUGGUGCUGGGAGGAUGGUUGGGCCCCAGCGCCAUUGUGGGGGCUUCAGGUCGACUGCACCUGGAACGCUUUAUCCCAAUGACCACCUGUCCUCCGUGCCCUGAGGCAGAAAGACAGCUGGAACAGGAGAUCAAUUGCACCAUCCAGAUGAUUAUUCGGGAUUUUGUGGUAUCCUGGUAUCAUUCAGUGAGCCAGGAGCCAGCCUUUGAGGAAGAGAUGGAGGCGGCCAUGAAAGGGUUGGUUCAGGAACUUCGAAGAAGGAUGGGCAUGGUGAACAGUCAUGCUCUUGCCCAGAGGAUUCUGACUCUCUGUGGUUGUCACCUGCAGAGCUACAUUCAGGCAAAGGAGGCCACGGCAGGGAAGCAGAGUGAUCCAGUUGAGCCCUCCCAGUUCUGGGAGGCUUACUGCCUGACUAGCGCCCCUCAUCCUGCUGUGCACAGCCCCAGUGCUGAGGUCACCUAUACUCGUGGCAUUGUGAAUGUGUUGCUUCGAGGGCUAGUGCCCAAGCCCCACUUGGAGACUAGGACUGGACGCCACGUAGUGGUUGAACUCAUUACUUGCAAUGUAAUCUUGCCAUUGAUCAGCAAACUCUCAGAUCCUGACUGGAUCCAUCUUAUACUCGUAGGUAUCUUUUCCAGGGCCAGAAAUGAUCCAGCACAAGUGGCUAAACCACUCUGCCCAGCUAGUGUCCUGGAGCAGCCUUCAGUGCCCACUUCUCUGCCACUGAUUGUUGAGGUAGAGAGUCUGCCAGAAAGAAGAGCCCCUUCUCCAGUACCAGCCUCGGUGUUCCUAAACUUCAGUGAGCCAGAGGGGCCUUUAGGCCCCUCUCCAGAGGUAGAAGAAAGCCAUGGAGCUGUAGCGGGAAAUUUGGGUGAGAUGCCUGAAGAAAAAAGAGUAGGAAACAACUCAUCUCAUUUCCUACAGCCAGAUAUUCGAGGCCCCCUUUUCUUAUGUGAAGACUCAGAGCUGGAGUCUCCACUCUCUGAACUGGGCAAAGAAACUAUCAUGCUCAUGACCCCAGGCAGCUUUCUCUCUCACAGGAUUCAGGAUGCCCUGUGUGCCCUAGAGGGUUCCCAGGCUCUGGAGCCUAAGGACGGUGAGGGAUCCGAAAGCACUGAAGGAGCAGAGGCUGAGGAAGGUCCAGGGACAGAAACAGAGACAGGACUGCUGGUCUCCAUGCUGAACUCCUGCCCAGAGAUCCAGAUUGACACAGCAGACAAGGAGGUAGAUCAAGGAGAUGUCACCUCUCUUACAGCUUUGCUGGAGGGAUCAGAAAAAACUUACCACCAACGACCCUCAUGCUUAGAGAAGGAUCUUGCCAAUGGCGUGAGCUCCCUCGAUCCUAGUCUGCCUCCAGUUCUGCUUUCGUCCUCUCCACCUGGUCCUCUCAGCUCAGCCACCUUCAGCUUUGAGCCUCUGAGCAGUCCAGAUGGCCCAGUUGUCAUCCAGAAUCUUCGUAUCACUGGGACCAUUACUGCCCGAGAGCACAGUGGCACUGGAUUCCACCCAUACACACUCUACACCGUGAAGUAUGAGACAGCCCUUAACAGUGAGAACAGCAGCGGCCUGCAGCAGUUGGCCUACCACACUGUGAACCGCCGCUACCGGGAGUUCUUGAAUCUGCAGACCCGUCUGGAGGAGAAGCCAGAUCUACGAAAGUUCAUCAAAAAUGUGAAGGGUCCUAAAAAACUCUUCCCAGACCUUCCAUUUGGAAACAUGGAUAGUGACGGAGUAGAAGCCCGUAAGAGCCUCCUGGAAUCAUUCCUAAAGAUGGUGGUGAGUGCUAUUGUGGGUACCUUGAAGACUGCGUUUCCUCGCUCUGAACCACAGAGCCCCACGGAGGAGUUGAGUGAGGCUGAGACCGAAAGCAAACCCCAGACAGAAGGCCAGAAGGCUAGCAAGUCCAGACUGAGGUUCUCAUCCAGUAAAAUUGCUCCAGCACUGAGUGUGACUGAAGCACAUGACAGGAUUCUCUAUUGUCUCCAGGAAGGAAAUGUGGAAUCAGAGAUUCUAUCCAUGUCUGGGAUGGAGUCCUUUAUUGACAAACAGACAAAGUUACAGGAAAUGCAGCCAGCAGAAGCCCCAGAAAAAAGCACUGAACAAAUCCCCAGAGAAAAUGUGGACAGUUGCUUGUCAGAUGCAGCCAUGCCAGCCCAAGAUCUAAGUAACAGUGAUCCAGGGACGGAGACAGAGUUAGCUGACACAGCCUUGGAUCUGCUUCUCUUGCUGCUAACAGAACAGUGGAAAUGGCUGUGUACCAAAAACAUGCAGAAAUUUCUUCGUGUUAUCUUCGGGACCCUAGUUCAGAGGUGGCUAGAGGUUCAGGUAGCUAAUCUAACAUGUCCACAGCGUUGGGUGCAGUACCUCCGGCUUCUUCAGGAAUCCAUCUGGCCUGGUGGAGUUUUGCCUAAGUUUCCGCGGCCUGUAAGGACCCAGGAACAGAAGGUGGCUACUAAGAAACAGGCUUUGCAGAGCCUGAUGGGAGUCCUACCAGAUUUUGUUGUAGAAAUCCUUGGGGUGAAUAAAUGCCAGCUGAGCUGGGGUCUAGUCUUGGAGUCACUACAGCAACCCCUCAUCAACAGGCAUUUGAUUUACUGCCUUGGGGACGUCAUCCUAGAAUUCUUGGAUCUCAAUGCCUCUGUUGAGGAGUCUGCCACAGCCACUUCUGCCUCAGAUACCCCAGGCAAUCUGAAGAGGAUUGGUGUCUCUACUUAGCUCUAGGUUAUUUACACUUUCUUCCAAGGUUAGGAAAGGAGAGUUACUUAGCCACCCAGAGACUAGUCAGGAAGCUUGUGCCCUCUGUAGUAGGCUAUUGCUCAGAAGGCCUGGGGUUUCAUGGCUCUAUUCUCCCCCCAGUUCUACUCCAUUUCUAGUGAGUAACAGGGAUUCCUGUACCAAUUGCAUGCAUAUCCAUUUCCAUAUCUUUUUUGUGGUAUUUGGAUUGUGACUGGUGGGGGAUCCUGUUUCCUUUGGAAAAGGAAGCUGUGAGGUAGAGGAAUGAACCCCUUUUGCUUCUCCUUUUGUCCUUCCUCCUAAGAUUGUUUGCCAGAAACCUAGCCCUUUGCACACAUGUGCCUAAUCCACCAACACACAGGCUCUGGAUAGAACUGGAAAAAAAAACUAUAGCCAGCUUUCCUUGGAGAAGAAAACAGUUUUCUGAGCAGUGUAUUCCCACCUGGAAACUAAAAUUUCAUUCAGGGCCACUCUUGAAAACCAGACCCCUGGGUCCUGCUUAGUGUCCCAACAAUUCCAGAAGAAGAGGGAGGAAAAGAUUUCUUGAGGGAUUUCUUGCUCAUUGGCUGUUUUCCAGCACAUCAGCCUUAUGGAGGAUGUUAUAAAGGCUGCUUCCCUGGGUGGCUAUACUUUUCCUGUCCAGAAGACUUCAAUGCAGACUGCCAAAGCUUCUGGUAAAUCCACCCCACCCAUUACACCCUUUCCUGAAAGGGAGUUUCACCACAAAUUUUAUUUAUUAGCUUCCUCCCAACCCCCUGCCCAGGAGCAAUUGAGUUUGAUUUUGUGACCUUCCCUCUAUCUUCAACAGAAUCUCACGGCAAGUUGCAUACUCACCCUCAGUGUUUCCAAAGAAAAGGGAAAGCACUUGAUCCACAGCUGAGAAUGCCCAAAGAAUAGGAAACCCAGGGAAUGAGGGGAUCUCUCUCCACAGUCUUUGGCAGGGAACCUUUACUCUGAACAAGUACUGUUAGCAAACUUGCAGGGAACAGCUUUUUACUUCCUGUUCCAUAAGGAUCUAAUUACUAUUUAAGAACACUAGCAAUGAAGGCAAAGGUGCUCUGGCAUGCUGCAGGGUUUGUUAGAAAGAUAGGAUGGUUAGAGGAAUUGCUGGUAGAGGCAGGCUUAUGAAAAGUCACAAGGAAAGUGCCGCACACUGAAUGCAUGUGAAUAGCUGGCAAAAGGGGUUUCAAGGGCAUCACAGGGAGGCCUUUGCUGACCCCUCCUCCCUUAGCUCCACACUGGCCUGUUAGUGCCCUGCUUUCACUGAAUCAUGAGACCCUCCUGCUUGGAGGAGGGUCUCCGAGAUAGACUGUUGAGAAUGGAGUGGGGCUUCAAGAACACGUGUCAAGUUUCUCUUAGACUCUGAAGUAGGUAACGAGCACACAAUUAAAGUGGUUUGUGGAAGAAA
Galeopterus variegatus (Sunda flying lemur) is the source of this 4322-nucleotide messenger RNA. RefSeq names its product sorting nexin-19-like. The record is from RefSeq and is a predicted model, not a curated record. Gene Ontology annotation, molecular function: phosphatidylinositol binding. Gene Ontology annotation, cellular component: intracellular membrane-bounded organelle; early endosome membrane. NCBI's taxonomy places the organism in Eukaryota, Metazoa, Chordata, Mammalia, Dermoptera, Cynocephalidae.